AUGGAACAUAUUGAAGGCUAUAUAGGAUUAUGUGUUUGCUUCCUUGGCUUACCGGCUUCAGGAAAAACGUUUUCUGCUGGUAAACUUUCACGCUAUUUCAGUUGGAUGUCUGUGAAGACGGAGGUUUACAGUUCGGAAAAGUAUUUAGAAACUGAGUACGAGAGCUCGGACUUAGUCCCUCCAAGACAUACGCUAAAUCAAGUGGAUUUAAUUUUUAAUGAUUUGGAAACAUUUUACAAGGAGGAUGGACAUGUGACGAUUCUGGACUUUAAUGAAUGCCAUAAGGAGCUUCGCCAAAACAUUGUCAAUGCUGCUGAAAAGCGGAAGAUUUUGGUUAUGUUUGUUGAAAUAGUAUGUACAGACCACAAGUUUAUAGAGGAGAAUAUCACCGAUAUUUGCACGAAUUCCCCUUCCUACAAACAUAUACCUCUCGAAUCUGCAAAGAAAAAGCUACGGGAAGUAAUCAAAUCUUACCGACAGGAUUACGCUCCUCUUACGGAAGCAGAAGAUUGUACAUUUGUCAGAAUCAUUGACUUUGGCAAUGAAGUUAUAAUUCACAACAUUGAGAAUUACUGGCAGUCAAGGAUUGUUUAUUAUUUAUCUAAUCUUCGUACCAAACGUCGAAGCAUUUGGUUGAGUAGACAUGGCGAGAGUGAAUUCAACGUUCAAGGUCGAAUAGGCGGUAAUUCGGGGCUAAGCUCCCAGGGUGAGAAGUACGCUUCUUUACUUCCCGAGUACGUUUCCAAGUUUGUUGUUGGGUCAAAGGGUUUAACUGUAUGGACGUCUUCCAUGAAGCGCACAAUUCAAACCGCCAGCCAUCUGGACUACCAAAAGCUGGAAUGGAAGGCUUUGGAUGAGCUAGAUGCUGGUAUUUUUGAUGGCUUUACCUACGACUAUAUUGAAGAGAAGUACCCUCAUGAAGCUCAAAAGCGAAGUUACGACAAGUUUCACUACCGCUAUCGUGGUGGAGAGUCUUAUAUGGAUGUCGUUCGAAGGCUGGAACCGAUCAUUAUGGAAUUAGAGCGACAAGGAGACGUUUUCAUCAUUUGUCAUCAAGCUAUCCUUCGUUGCAUUUAUGGUUAUUAUCACAAUUUCUCUUUGGAAGAAUUACCUUUUUUGAACGUUCCCUUACACACGAUCCUGAAGCUUACGCCCACUACAUUUGAGACUUUGGAAGAAAGAUUAUCUAUACCAGUCUCCGCUGUUUCCACACAACGUGGAAAAUAA
Schizosaccharomyces osmophilus is the source of this 1227-nucleotide messenger RNA. Its product is annotated as fructose-2. Gene Ontology annotation, cellular component: cytosol. The record is from RefSeq and is a predicted model, not a curated record. Gene Ontology annotation, biological process: fructose metabolic process; fructose 2,6-bisphosphate metabolic process. Lineage: Eukaryota; Fungi; Ascomycota; Schizosaccharomycetes; Schizosaccharomycetales; Schizosaccharomycetaceae. Bases 1 to 1227 code for a protein of 408 amino acids. Gene Ontology annotation, molecular function: 6-phosphofructo-2-kinase activity; ATP binding; fructose-2,6-bisphosphate 2-phosphatase activity. The transcript has a single exon.